Grosmannia clavigera kw1407 is the source of this 2376-nucleotide messenger RNA. RefSeq lists its product as uncharacterized. The record is from RefSeq and is a predicted model, not a curated record. NCBI's taxonomy places the organism in Eukaryota, Fungi, Ascomycota, Sordariomycetes, Ophiostomatales, Ophiostomataceae. Bases 1 to 2376 code for a protein of 791 amino acids. The transcript has 2 exons.
AUGGAUGUCGAAUCCAGCCGUUCCGGCUCACCGACACCACUCCAGGUGGCGUCACCGGAACGCAUCAACAAGCAGCGUGAAUCGGCACUGUUCUCGGCGGACAGCAGCAGCCUUGGCUUCUCGUCCAGUACAGCGUCGGUCACGGACAAGAUCAGCCAGUUCAACUCGCUCGCAUCACAGUCGAAGCAGCUGGAGCGCAAGACGGCCGAUGCGGCACUCAAGCGGGCCAUGCUGGGGCGGGAGGAGGCGGAGGCGGAGAUGCGACGGUGCCGCGAUGAGGUGCGGCAGCUGCGGAAGCAGAUGGAAGAGGGACGUGAUCGAGAGCGGCGCGUGGGCGAGCGGCUGGAGACAGUAAUGGAGAACUACGGCCGGUCCAAGGAGACACACGCACACACACAGGCGCUCUGGGAGAAGGAGAUCCGACGGGCACGCAAGGAGACGUUCAAGUCGCAGAGCACCGUGGUCAAGCUGCAGGAGGAGCUCAAGGCAGCACGGAGCAGCACCAAGGCAGCACAGGAAGCGCUAGAGCACGAAAAGCAACGAAGCAAGGCACGGGAACAGGAGGCGUUCCAGGCGCGAUACGAGCUGGUGGGGUGCCAGGAGCAGCUGCAACAAGCGCAGCAGAUGGUCAAGACGCUGGAGCAGGAACGGGACGCGUUUAAGAGCCUGGCCAAGUCGGAGGAAGACAUGGUGCGGAUCGCGUCCGAGGGACGGCUGCCGCUGCCGCCGCCAGAUGAGCAAGAGAAAGAGGAGGAGGAAAAGGCCGAGGAGGAGGCCCAAGCAGAGACCAAAGAGGAUGAUAUGGCCGACGACACGCCAGCACAGAGCGAGACCGAGCAGGUGUUGGCGCUGGCCAAGACGCGGAGAAAGAGCGGCAAGCCGUGCAAGUCGUCUGCAUCGCUGCUGGACAUCCAGUCGUCUGCAGCGAGCGAGGCCGAGAUCGACGAGCUGACGCGGCAAUGGCAGUGGGAGAAGCAGCGGGCAGACCGAGCGUCGGAGCUGGUAGAGUACCUGGAGGCGGAGUGCCACCUGCGGGCGUGCUCGUGUGCGCGCAAGCGACCGCGGUCGAGCACGCUGGAGUCGGCACGGAAGCGACCAGCACUGGGCAUUGAGGCGGACGUUGGCGAGCGCGUGAUCCUAGGCGACAAGGCAAGCAUCAUCACGUCGUCGACAGCACAGAUCCGAGCGAACAUGCAGCCGAUAGCAAAGAAGAUGCGACAGGAGGACAGCAGCCUGUAUGCGCCCGAAGACGGCGUCUUUCGCACAGUCUCUCAACAGAUGACGGAAGAGUCACAGGAGAUGCAGGACCUGCAGGAUGCGCAUGAGGCGUCGGUGACGUCGGUGGCAACAACAGCCGUGGCUGCAAGCACACGAUCGGAAGAGCAGCCAGAGACCAGUCUGCACAAGGCUGAGACUGUUGUCGUGGCCGAGAUCGACACAGCGACGGGCAACGAGACAGCCGAAGAACCUUCCAUGUACGCACGCUCACCCUCUGCGGAGCCUCCCUCGUUUGCCGUUCUUGCGAAGAAGCGCACCUCUCUCCUCUCCCUGCUUGACGCACCGCAUCGGAACGGUGGCGAGGCAACCCCGGGCUUCCACUUCCACGUGCCGACGACGUCGGUGGCACCGGACAUUCCCGCUGACAUGGUCGACACGGCAGAUGUGGCAGAUACGGCAGACACGGUCGAACCGACGAGGCAGCGGACGUCCGCCACGGCCCAGGCGUUCAUGCGGCUGGCGAACGCCAUCGACAGCGGUGAGAGGAGGUCGGCAUCGUCUGUGGGAGCGGCUGAUGAGUCGAGGUCCUUCUCGGCCACGUACACGACAGCACCCGAGAUCCGGCACUCCGACGUGCAAGACUAUAUGGAGCUGGACGUCGAGCCAGAGCAGCAGCAGCAGCCGGUGGCGGAAGAGGCCGGAGACGGGCCGUAUGCGGUGAAGACGACGGUGACGAGGGUUCCGCUGCGCGAGGAGACGGCCGAACCCAGCCUGGCACAGCGACUAAUGGCAGCGCAGCGGACACCGACACAACGGUCGACAUCGGACCACUCAGACGUCGGCAGCGAGAGCAGCUUUGACGUGACCACUCCGGCGCUGACGCCGACGAUGUCGCGUGAGGAGUGUCUGGCGCAGAUUAGAGAGCGGCGCGGGCGAGCACGCAGCGUGGCAGGCAGUCAGCGGACAGCAAGAAGCGGAUCGGUGUCGAGUAGUGGCCGGCGGUCCGUUGCAGCGACAGCAGCUCCGGCCGCUUCGACAGCGUCGGCAGCGUCGGCAGCUCCUCCGGUGGUCGCACCACGGCGGCCGGUGACGCCAGGCAGCGAUCGACGAGACGUCAGUGCACCUGUGCGGCGAACGGGCAGCGUGCGACGGCGAUGA